Tigriopus californicus is the source of this 1957-nucleotide messenger RNA. RefSeq lists its product as uncharacterized. The coding region runs from base 133 to 1932 and encodes 599 amino acids. Lineage: Eukaryota; Metazoa; Arthropoda; Copepoda; Harpacticoida; Harpacticidae. Gene Ontology annotation, biological process: proteolysis. The record is from RefSeq and is a predicted model, not a curated record. Gene Ontology annotation, molecular function: serine-type endopeptidase activity. The transcript has 4 exons.
AAUUUUGACUCGGCGAGAUCUUACCAGGUCGUUCAAAACGUACGAUAAAGGAGUCGAUCGGAAAAAAAAAUCGGGCUUCGUUUUCUUCCACUUCUGGGUUCCGCCGUGAGAAGUAGAAUGUUGACAUUGUAAAUGUUGUUAGCAACUCUUUGGACUUGCCUGAUAUUGAUUCAGUGCCCCCUGUCAUUGGGAAACGCGGACAGUCUUUGCUACCGUUGGGAAGCGUUUAUUUUACGGCGAGGUCGACCCAAGUCCAAUUCAUGUCCAUGUGGAGAAGAAGGAAUCUCAGAAGACUCCACAACGUCUCUCCCCAAUGACUUGCAUAACCAGACGCAGUCAUAUGGGCACCCUCCUGAUACCGGGAAAACGCCACAGGCAAACCAAGAGAGUCCUCUGGAAACUGAGCCUGAGGCUGGUGAAGACUCAUACAAGAGCAGGAAUACCCGACCCUGGAUGGUGUUUAUUCAAAUCAACAUUGACCCGUCUCGAGGCCGGAUUGCGGUCUGCGGGGGAUCGUUGUUGAACCAUCGCUUUGUCCUCACUGCGGCCCAUUGCAUUUGCAAUCAAACCACGUGUCAGGUUGGUGCAGAUGAAACCUCGGAACUAAACUCUGGACAGCAACAUGAGCCAGGGACAAAGCGGAAUCCCAAGGCAGGUAUCCACGUGGAACAGCACCCACCACCCACGGUCGAACCCGAGCCAGGUCAACAGAAGGGGAGAAUGCACCCACUGUUCAAUAUUAAUGAGCGAUUCCAGAUCCAGAUCGGGGUCUCAAAUCGUUUGCUCUCGCAUCUCUAUCCCAAUCGUACUUACGGUGUCUCCCGAGUAGUCAUUCAUCCCAGUUAUCAAAUCUCGGACCUGGCAUCUCCCCAUGACCUAGCUCUCCUGCGAUUAGAUCGCUCUGUCGAGUUUAUCAAGCAUGUGAUUGCUCCCAUUUGUUUGCCUGGGGGGUCGGGCUUCGGGGCGGAGUCUGGCCCGGGACUGGCUUCUGUGGCCGGGUGGGGCGCCAAAGAGGACGCCGCGUGCUUAACCGAAUGGGGAGGUCCGUCCCCGUUCCAUCAGUGUAAGUUUCCCUUCGUCUUUGCCAACAACAUCUACUCGCAUUGUACUUUCGCCGAGAGUCCGAGCUUCAAGGACCCACUCUGCCAGGAAUUCUUCCGACAGCAAGAAGACGGCGACCUCGGGCACGUUCAUUAUGCUAAUAUCAAAAUCAAAUUGGCCAAUGACACGUUCCACAGUUGUUGGCAAGCCCCCCAAGCCACUUUUUCGGAUGCCCACCAUUGUCGAACAGGAGAAUAUGGUUGGUGUGGUGUAUGCUCGGAUGAUCAGCACUGUUCCGAGGUCAACGUCACCUCGAGUCAAGUGCAAUGGGGCUUUUGCGCCGCCAGUUGCACGGCCCAGUCCCAAGAUUCUCCCAAGGAAGUAUUCACAGACCACUUAAACGAGGUAACUGACCUGAGGGUCCUGGAAUCGGGCAAAUGCCAGGAAUUAGCCCAUAAAGAUCUCAAGUAUCACCCCGAGAACGACCUCUGCGCGGCGAGAAUUGAAACCCUGGACGGAGGCCACGAAGAACCCGUGUUUCGCAUGGGCCUUACCGAAUCAGGUCAACUCCGUUUCCAACGGGACAAGGCCAUUUGGGUUCCACCCCGGUACUUUUAUGGGGGUGGUGACGCCUGCUCCGGGGACAGUGGCUCACCUUUAUGGAAAUGGGUCGGGUCCAAUCCAUCUCGGGCCGUCAUCAUUGGCGUGGUGAGUCGUGGGGUUGGGUGUGCUCGGUUUAAUCGGCCCGGGAUCUACACCCGAGUUCGAGCUUAUCGCUCCUGGAUCCAGGCCAACAUCAAAGAGGGCGAUUGCUCGCCAAAGCGAUUGCGAAAAUUUAUCGUUCAAGUUCAGGACGUGAUGCCCAAUCAUGGAGCGGAAAAUGAGGAAUAAAAAAAAGCAUGAUUUGCACCCACCA